Messenger RNA from Saxophila tyrrhenica, 2064 nucleotides. RefSeq lists its product as uncharacterized. Gene Ontology annotation, molecular function: GTPase activity; GTP binding. Lineage: Eukaryota; Fungi; Ascomycota; Dothideomycetes; Mycosphaerellales; Extremaceae. Bases 1 to 2064 code for a protein of 687 amino acids. The transcript is spliced from 4 exons. The record is from RefSeq and is a predicted model, not a curated record.
AUGGCUGAGCACACAAAUGCCGCAAAUUCUGCAUCUGCCGAAACCAGCGUUGCGGACUCGAAGCCCAAACCAUGGAAUCAUCCAAUGCAACAGAGACAAAGGUACCUGAACGAUGCGAGCAACGCUGCCCAAACUCCGGGAAGCACAGAGUUUCUCUACCUAUCCCCGAAACAAGAAGAAAUGGUCUGCAACUACAUCAGCAAAUUCGACAAAGGCUACGCCAAGUUCGUCACUCGUAUCGAAACAGUACCGCUGGCCCCUGAGGGUGUCGACAUGAGUAAGGUCAUGCUCAGGCUCCUCCACGAUGGCCCUGUUAUCGCGCACGAUACACCAUUCAACGGACUGUAUCACCUCGAGACGUACCUCGACGGCGUAAGGGUACACAUUGAAGCGCCAACAGAGACUCCCACCCUGGAGCAGAGCGGCUGGCCUAUUGGCCGGUCGCCAGCGUAUAGUCGCGUACGCCAUGUCGAGUCGUGUGUUCUGGUCUACGACAUAACAAGCCGAGAAAGCUUCGAGACGAUGCGUUCAAUUUAUGACAACUUCCUCUUUGAGCGGAGCAUUACGAGACGGCAGUUACUUUCGCCCGGGUACUGUUACCACGACUGUCCUCCGCGGCCAGCAUUUCGAGGCCUCUUCUUUGUCUUUGCAACGAAGAUAGACGUUGAUGAAGCUUCAUGGGCGGUCUCUCGCAAAGAAGGGGUGGGGUUUUGCUCGCAAAUCGGGGCGGUAUUCAUGCCUAUGUCUACAGACACUAGAGAAGGCAUGGGGCCUAAGGCUGUUCUUGCGAUAGCUUAUCGUACUCUCUUCCGAAGGAUCGAGAAUGGCGCCCUACAAGAAGCACUAUGCUUUUUGGCCGAACAAACCACCUGCAAGCUAUGCUCUACACGCAUCAAUUAUCAUUCAAUUGCAAGUGCGAAUAUCAUGUUGUUGCUUGGUGGUUUGGAGGGUGACGACUUCAACUCCGCCAAUCUUCAAAGCUUGCUGUGCCACAUGAACCUCUCGCUCCUCAGUCUCCUAACUUUCCACGAUCAUGGCGGCUUUGAACCACGACAUUGGUACAGCAUGACUAGACGACCGAAACGACAGCGUCUGACUAGAGAAGAAUAUCUAAACCAUGCAAGGAAGGCGGCGAGAUCAUCUUCACCGCGCGUGAACGCAUUGUAUCUGUCGCCAGAGCAGGAAGCGGCGGUCUCGAAAUAUGUCAAAACGUUCGAUCCUGCUCCAAGCAUGUUCCACCCAGUCAUUGAGAUUUGGCUGAUUUGUGAGGCCGGUACAGGGUUGGAGAAACUGAUAGUCAGGCUGGGCAACGAUGGCUGGUUAGAGGGUUACGAUCCCACCAUGGAAGAUUGUUUCAGUUUGACGACAGAUAUUGACGGGCAGCGUAUACGUUUGACGGGAACUAAAACGCCUACAAGCCUGCCACAGCCCGACAUAUCAGACGAGUGGUUUCACUUCCAGUAUGGGUGGGCUCGACACAUCGAAGCCGUCGCUCUGGUCUACGACGUCACGAGCAGAGCGAGCUUUGAGGUAAUGUGCGAGAACUACCGCAACACCUGUCGCGAGAGAGCGCAGGAAAGAAACAGAUGCCAAUGGUGCCCUCAUGAGUGUCCACCCAGGCCGGCGUUUCGCGGUAUGGUCUUCAUCAUCGCCAACAAGAUCGAUAAAGACCCACGUGAAUGGGACGUUCCACUCCAAGAUGGAGAGAAAUUUUGUGCGACAAUCGAUGCUAUCUUCAUGCCAACGUCAGCGAAGACGGGAGAGGGUAGCGGGUGGAUGGCGGUGCUGGCGAUGACUUACCGCAUUUUGUACAGACGAAUCGAGAACGGGGCUUUUCUUGAGAGCCGUAUGGCUGCUUUGGGCAUCCCACCUGAGCCGGAGGGCAAAGAAUGUACCGAGGAGAGGACGCCACAAUGGUGGUCUAGGUUAUUGGGUGGACGGAAGGCUUCUGCAUCCCACACUGUGCAACCCGAAAAGAAGCCAGCACAAGAUGACGAAAAGGUUUCAAAGGCACCCACAAAUAGGCAGGAGCUAGGAGACGCGAACGGCCUCUAUGCCUACUAA